Thermochaetoides thermophila DSM 1495 is the source of this 327-nucleotide messenger RNA. RefSeq lists its product as uncharacterized. Bases 1 to 327 code for a protein of 108 amino acids. The transcript is spliced from 2 exons. Gene Ontology annotation, cellular component: EKC/KEOPS complex. Lineage: Eukaryota; Fungi; Ascomycota; Sordariomycetes; Sordariales; Chaetomiaceae. The record is from RefSeq and is a predicted model, not a curated record.
AUGGCAACACCCGAAGCGACAGGGUUUCCCUGCGCCCUGACCCUUAACGUCCCUUUUCCCGAUUCCCGCCUGGCUUCUGUGGCCCUGCAGGCCCUUCGCGUCGACAAAGAGUUGUCGCCAUUGGUCACACGCGAACUGAGCACGGUGGCCGCAGAGGGCGCGACCGACCAGACCGUGCUGCGGGUCGUGUAUAAGGCGGCCACUAAUCGCAUGCUGCGCGUGGCCGUCAACUCCUUCUUUGACAGUCUUGCGCUGGUGCUGGAGGUCAUGGAAGAGCUAGAUGUGGAUGUCAUCGAGGCGAGACAGAAGCAGGAGAAGACUACUUGA